Acanthoscelides obtectus is the source of this 8317-nucleotide messenger RNA. NCBI's taxonomy places the organism in Eukaryota, Metazoa, Arthropoda, Insecta, Coleoptera, Chrysomelidae. The record is from the annotation of a GenBank genome assembly.
UGACUACACGUUUCAGAUCGGACAGUAGUUCACCGAACCCUACCACUACAUCUACACCUGUGACGUCGUGCAGUACAACGACGUCGACACCAUGUAAUGUCACGCCUGCCAACGUUGUCGUCCAACCGAGCGGUUGUUCGAGCGAUGACAGUGACAGCGAAGAUGAGCUGAGCGACGUGUCGGAGAGCGAGACCGAUCCUGACAACUACUAUUUCCUCCAACCGGUGCCUACCAGGCAACGCAGGGCCAUCCUUAGGGCAGCCGGGGUUAGGAAGAUAGAUUCGUACGAGAAGGACGAGUGUCGGGAUAUCAGGACGUCCAGGGAGUUCUGCGGGUGCGGAUGCAAGGGGUACUGCGAUCCGGAUACAUGUUCGUGUAGUCAAGCGGGGAUCAAGUGCCAGGUGGACAGAUUGAGCUUUCCUUGUGGUUGUUCACGUGAUAACUGCGGCAACUCUAGUGGCCGAAUCGAGUUCAAUCCUGUGCGAGUCCGGACGCAUUUCAUCCAUACGUUGAUGCGUUUGGAGUUGGAGAAAGAACGGGAACAGAUGCGUCAAGACAAAAAGGACCACCAACAACAUCUCGGCGGUGAGCAUGGUGUGUUCUGCGACCCAAGUGCUGGAGCCGCUUUGGCGUCCGGUUGGACCAUAACAGACAGCAGCGCCGCAAUGCCCUCGGACCAUAACGAUAGUAAUAAUCUAGGCGUAGGUGUAAAUAAAUACGGCUGUGUACAGAAUGGCGAUACUAGUGGUAGUGGAUUAGUGCCAGGUGGUGCCAGUUUCGCGAUGGACAACAUUAACUACGCCGCGGCAACUGUAUCGAGUAACGGUGGUGAUUCGACCAAUCAGCACAAUCAUCAUCACCAACACCAUCACCAGCACCAAUCCGGGUACUCGAAUCUGCCGGAUAGGGCCGAUUCCCUGGACUUGUAUACCUUUCGGGAGAAUUGCUAUGGAGAUGACGGCCAUGCGGAUCAUAGGAAGAACUUCCACUUCGUCCAAGAUCCAAGGUUUCCCCACACUUUCAACUCAUACCCAACACCAUCGGCGUCCGGCCAGUACGCGACUCAGCCGUAUUCGGCAAACUUCGGCGAGUUUUCGUCUGCGUUCGGUCCGUACGCGUACACCCAACAGCCGCUAGAUGGCGACGGGUUCCAGCCACAGGCCACCUACGAGCAGCAGCAUCAUUUUAAUGCUGAGAGGUUUUCGUCUGGGGAAUGCGCCGUUCAGAGUAAUGGGAAGCUUGAAAGUUUCACAGAUAUGUUGAAUGGAAGGUACAUUUAUCCCAAUUACGAAACCGAAAGCACCAGUUUCACAAACCUUGAGUCGUCGUCGACAGCGAACUGUAAUGCCAAUCCUGGAGAUAGGCAAGAUAAGUUUAACGGAAAUCUGACAAAUAGUGGUACCAGUGUGAAUGCGAGCACCAGUGAGAACACGGAAGAAUGCGAAGAAAACUUUGGAGAGAUAAUAAAAAAGUCAAUCGUCGAAACUGUUUCCGCGUAAACAGAAUUUUGAUUCGCCUAUGAAAAUGCUCCGAAGUCAAUGAUCUUUGCCGCAGAUGCUAUAGCAAGGCCUAAGAGUUCUGAAAUUAGCCUCAUAUGGACUUGUGUAGCAAUUUUAGAAGUAUACGUUUUGCUUCGUGAGAAAUAAAAAACUAUAAAAUGAAUGUCUCCUGAGAAGUAUUUGCAAAAAUUCAAAAUGAUUGGAACCUAAAACUAUUUGAUUAGGCAGCAACGCAGCAUCUUAUUUUGUAUGAACUGUCACUAUCACUGAUAGUAUUCUCAACAACACACAAGUGCGACAGAUAUGCUCAAGUUUAUCAGUUGGGAUCAGAUAUGAUGUUUAUAAAUGUCCUGUUCAUCAGAACGUAGCGCUCCUGUGGCGAUCACUUAGAGUGCUUGUCAGAAGAAGCUAUCUAACUGCUGAACGGUAUUUUGAUAUAUGUCACUGGGCUUGUCGUUUGUCAGCUUUCGAAUCUAAAAUAAGUAGACGAUCAAACAUGUUAUAGGUUGAGAUUUAAACCAAAGUUUCCGAUUUUGUAGCAUGAAAUGAGGCUCUGGCAAUUCAGUAGCUGAGCAGAAGUUGCUUUAUACUCGUUAGUUAUGGUUUCGUUCCUUCCUCCCAUUUCUCCCUGAUUGUUCAUCAGUUUUGAAAUUUUCUAUAUCAACUUAAGGAAGCUCUGCUGGAACUCCUAGCCAGCUGGGGCUUCUUGAAUCCUGUCAAGGGACAUACUGCCAUCUUAGUCGAACUGCAAAGGGAGGAUCCCGAUCUUAAGCAGGGGUGAUCUCAUUACCCCUUAAAUAUCGCACUAACCGCAAGUUUAAUGUGGAGUAUCCAACGAGGGAGGAGUGGAACGCCGGUAGCCGGAGAUUCUUCGGAGUGAGUGGGAGGGUCUGGUACACGGACGGCUCGGUCACCGAAGAGGGCUCUGGCGCUGGGGUCUCUGGGCCUAGAACUAGGCUAUCUCUGCCUCUUGGUGGAUGCACCACUAUUUUCCAGGCGGAAAUCUUUGCAAUUCUGGCUUGUGUAUCUUGCAUUCUAGAGGAGGGUGGGUGUAGGAGAAGAAUAACAAUCUUAUCCGACAGCCAGGCUGCAAUGAAGGCACUAAGUGCCUGUAAGAUUACUUCGAGCCUUGUAUUGCAAGUUUAUCUCGCAGCGAGACAUCCGGUAUCGUUAAUGUGGGUACCGGGGCACGCGGGGAUGAGGGGCAAUGAGACGGCGGACGCUCAGCCAGCAUGCUCCUUGGUCCUGAGCCACAUUUAGAAGGAAAAUGGAGAUGUGGAUUGCAAGAGAACACUCUCAAAAAUGGAGAUGUAACUCCAGACAUCUCCGUCGGGCAUGGGAACUCAUUGUAACGGGUGAUUUGAUUUUCAAAAAAAAAACACAAAGAAUUUGAAAAAACGAUUAAAUCUUUAUUUGAGUCGAUAGAACGGUCGAUAUAAUUUAAUGUUUAAAGGUCCAAUUUUGGCACACUCUCUCCAACAUAUCGGUCGGUAUCUCACGAAUAAAUGCUUCAAUAUUGGCUUCCAGUGCGCCAAUCGUUGCUGGUUUAUCCCUUUAGACAUUAGCCUUAACAUGGCCCCACAAGAAAUAGUCCAACGGCGUUAAAUCACACGAUCUAGGCGGCCAAUUGACGGGCCCCAAACGUGAGAUAAACUGUUCACCGAACUCGCCUCUCAAUAGGGCCAUUGUUUCGUGUGCGGUGUGGCAUGUAGCACCGUCUUGUUGAAACCACAUGUCAGCCAAGUCCAGCUCUGCCACUUUGGGCAAAAACAAGUUUGUUAUCAUCGCACGGUAGCGCUCGCCAUUCACAGUUACGUUCCGGCCAUUGUCGUCUUUGAAGAAGUACGGCCCGAUGAUGCCACCGGCCCAUAAUCCACACCAAACAGUGAUUUUUUUCGGGAUGCAUUGGUGGCUCUUGCAAUGCUUCUGGCUAGUCUUCACUCCAGAUGUGGCAAUUUUGCUUAAUAAGGUACCCAUUCAACCAGAAAUGAGCUUCGUCGAUGAACACAAUUUUUCGAUAAAAAUGUGGAUCUUCCUCCAACUUUGCCAGCGCCCAUUCACCAAAUUUGAAACAUUGUGGGAGGUCGUGUGGCUUCAAUUCUUGCACCAGCUGUAUCUUAUAAGGUUUUACACCCAAAUCCUGUCGCAAAAUUUUCCACGUAGUGGAGUAACAGAGGCCCAAUUGCUGCGAACGGCGGCGAAUCGACAUUUCACGGUCAUCACUAACACUGGCGGAUACAGCCGCAAUAUUUUCCUCAGUCCUCACUCUACGUCUGCGUGUUGGUGGUUUAAUGUCCAAUAAUGUAAACUGGGUUCGAAAUUUAGUCACAAGCUUUCGAAUAGCUUCCUCAGUAGGCCGACCAAAUUGCCCAUAAAUUGGAAGCAGUGCUCGAUGCACUCUCUUAACCGAGCAUGAAUUUUGAUAGUAAAAUUCAAUAAUUUGCAAGCAUUGUUCGUUCGUAAGUCGAUUCAUGGUUAAAUUAUAGACCAAACUGAACAAGUUUGACAAUGACGCAAGGCACGAUUCACGCGUCAUCUGUCAAAAACACUGUUGCCAAAAAGAUACUAGCAAAAAAAUGUUCUGCUUAUCUCUGGAUAGAGCCAACCUAUGGUUGCUUGUGGGACUGUUGUCUGGCCAUAACACGUUAAGGCGCCACCUGCAGGUGAUGGGGGUGGCUGAGGAUCCCUUGUGUGAGCGCUGCGGGGAAGAGGAAGAGACCUCGACGCACGUUCUGUGUCACUGUGAAGCUCUAAGCUACUAUAGGGGUCCAUUGCUGGACGUCAAGGAGUUUGGACUCAAGGCCAUACUCAACUUCGCUAGAAAGGAAUUUCACGAUUCAUUAAUUCAUGUUUUGAAAUUUUCUAUCAUAAUUUUUUAUAUCAACUUUAUUUUAACAAGAUAUCUACGCUUAUUCCAAAACGGGCAAAACAAACUUAAAACACUGAACCCAAGAAAAUAGCAUCUGAUGUAUCACUUGAUCAAGAGCGGAGCAUAUUUUGGUUAUGAUGGAAAAUAAAUUGGCGUCAAGUAAGUCGUAAAGGAUUAUGUUUGGUAUAACAAAUAUAAAUGACCUUCCUCUGAGAGAAAUUUCUGCAUUCCUUUACCAUGCACUUUUCACACAGCCCACAGCAGUACGGAAGCGAUUGUCGACUGUGACGUAAGACGCUUGUCCAUCGGAGGACCACGUCGCAUGCAUUGACACGCGUCUGUUGGAGAUAAGUUUUACGGGUAAAUUUAAGGGGACAUGAUGAUGGAAAUAUGGUUGAUAGGUGCCUAGAAUUAGUGAGAUUGAAGGCGUAAACAUAUACCAAUGUCAAAAAAUUGAGAUAUACCCACCCCCUGCAACCCCUAACCCCAAAUUUUUAACCACUACCAAAUUUUUCCGAAAAUGGUUUGUUUGUUGAUUUUUUUAGCAUUAAUGCUACAAUUUCAGUUUUUCAUCAAAAUCCGAGCUGUACUUUGCAAGUUAUCAAGGAGUCAAGGUAAGCAGAUAAACAGACGGAAAUGAGUGACAUGGUUUUUCGUGAUCUACAUGUCAUAUAACAUCCAAAAAACAUAACGUCUCAAUAUCGAAAUUUUUUGCGAUUACAAUACUUAUUCGCCAGUAGGCGUGGGAAGGAAAAUAGCGGCCGCACUGGUGCCGCUCAAAGUGAUUAGCAGAAAAUAAAGUAUCGCUGUAACAGCGCUAUGUUGUAAUGAACGGGACCAAUGUCCUUAAUUAAGUGAUAUAAGUGUACAGUAGAUUUAGAUAAUAUGGAGUUUUUAAUUCUUAACAUGUUUUAGCCAUGGACGUAAGAAGGACUUUGUCCACAAAUUUUGUUCAUAAAUGUGCAUGUUAUUUUUUUAUAUUAACCUCCUUUUAACAGCAGAAAAUGUGAAAAGCUAGAGCUCUUGAGUUUUUAUUUUGGUUUAUGAUGCUCGCAAUUAUGAUACUGAAAGUGCAAGGAUUCAUUCAAUUUAUAGAGAAUACACAUUUGUUCUGGCAAUUCUUUUGCUGCUCUAUACAGGGUGUUCGAAAAGUUAGGGCUUUACUCAUAACAUAUACGCCAAAUCGCCGUGUUUUUCUGGCCGAUAUGUUAGGUUCCAAAAAAUCUUAGCCGAAUCCGACAAUGCAAUACAGCUAAUGAUGAAGUUAGAAGACAUGGUACGUGUGAGUAUUUGACACGUCGUGUAGCUAAACCAAACCUCUAUAGCAAUAACUAAAUUGUUAAUAAAGGCGAGAAUUUUUAAGAUCCUGUUGUUGCGACGCGAGUGUCUUAUCAUUUUUUUUAAUGUUUCCAUCCUGCACCGCAUAUCGUUGUUUAUCUCGUACAAAGAGCUAGGCUUACAGACCGUUUAAAGAAACGUUUAGAUUGUCACCAGGCAAACUUUGAGCACAAACGUCUGUAUUACAAUCGAUUUGCAACACCGUUGAUACCUUGUACAGUAUUUAUGAGCAUCAGUACUUGAAAUUUCUUAUCAAAUGAUCGGUGAGUACUUUUUUCGUUUUUUUCUUCUCUUUCUCUCACCGCACAUUAGCUUCAUCAUUACAACUUGGCUAUUCCUGAAGAGGAAAGGAUCAACUUUCAGAACACCCUGUAUAUAAUCGGAACGAUAAAACAUGUAGAGCAUUCUGUCUUUUAAAGAGUGAGACUACAUUUGUAUUGCUACCUGAAAAUGGUAUGUGUGUUGAAGAAUCAAUAUCGUUCCAGGGUUGUUAAAUACUUGAAGAUAUAUCAAACAUUGGCGUGCAAGAGGAUGUUUAAACAUUGGAACCAUAGAGUCAAUAAUAUAAGAUCGUCUUAGAGCCAUGCAGAAAAAUGCAAUACUUAAGUAAAGUUUGUUAGUUUCUUGAUAUAUAAAAAAUAUCUAAGAACUAACAGGUCUCUGAAUUUAGUUCUGUUGCCACGUUUGAAGUACUUAGUAAACUUGAUAAUGUGAUUUUCUGGUGGCUCCAGCAGUCGAUCACUCCUUUAUAUGGUUAUAUUGAAGCGAGAUUAUACGUAAGAAUAUUUACAGGAUAAUUUAUUAAAUAAUACCAUAACUGACACUAUUUCUAAACAACAUUGUAGAGUCAUAUUUUGGAUCAAUCGAGUAUUAAUUGUAUUAGCGUAAGUAGAAAUAUGUAUAAACAUUUUGAUUCCGUUUACAUAACUCUUAUGAUAAGGUGGCAAUUCAAUAUUGUACCAUCCAGCUCGAUUGAUGUACUUGUAUUUUUAUUUAUAAGUAUUUCUAUUUAUAUAUUGAACUUUAUACACAAUAUACCAGUUACUAUAUGCCGUGGAAAAUUGCUGGACUAGAUAAACAUUCAUCUAUGCUAAUGUUCUUUGGCCAGAUCUUGUUUGAUUUCGGCUUAUUGUUCGACAUUAAUGUACAUGUGCUUAAUCAUUCUUAUACAGAAUACAUAAUAAUAAUACUGACACUACUAGUUAAAUGACGAAAGAAAGAAAUCAGGAUGAUUUUUGUGAGAGGAUAGGUCUCGUUAACAGCUUUUUUGUGGGUUUCCAUUUGAAUAGGAUUUUGAGGGGUUUUUGGGAAAAAAGUAUAGGCGAAAACGUUGCAGGUGUUCCGGGCGUAAGAAGCGUUUAUGUUCGUUAACAUUUUAAAACCCUCGGCGCUUUUCAUUUUUGACCGAUUUUACGUCGCGGGUCAUAACCGCCCACUUAACCCGCUAGAUGUAUAAAUAUAUAUUUUCCGCUAAAGUACUAGCUCUCUUUGCAUUGUGGCUUUACCUGUUUUAUAAGGUGCUUCUAUAGUUGCCUCUCGUAUUCUCUAAAGCAUUUCAAGUUUUAUCAAGUAAACGACAGAAAACAUUUUUGCUUAAAGCCAUGGGCGUCCGUAGAGGGGUGCCAGGGAGGUCCGCGGACUCCCAGGAGAAACCAGUUGGACUUUAAAAUGUGUACAUUUAGCACGACUUUAUAGACAAUUGGGACUUUACAACCGCCAGUUCUUCAAAAAGUUUUGGAGCAGGUACACUUUCAUAAAAUGCUGAGUGCUGCACACAAUUAACCCCCCUCCCCCCCCCCCCUCUUGGAAAAAAUUCCUGCCCAUCGACAUGACUCAUCGCCUAAUGUUGCUAUGGAUCUUAUCAUUUCAUUGUUUAAGAAAUUCUUGAGAUUGCUCCUUUCAAAGUAGCAUUAAAAAUUUUAGCAAUAUGUUCAAAACGUCCCAGUAUAUACUCGUAUUUUGUGAUUCUAUCGCUAUUUUUUUCACUUUUAUUUUCACCCCAGUGAACGUAUUACAUCAAUUCAUUAUUGAUGAUAAAUGCAAUACUAUAUAUUCUGUUUUAAAUUUGGUCUUAUCAUCAAUAUCAGGAUCCUUAUAUUUGUUACCACAGGUCUCCUUUAAAAUCGUAUAUUAUAUUAUGUCGACAGUGAAUAAAUAAUACAAUAUACGAAAAAUAUGAAAAAUGCAUAACUAAACACCACAGACGGUCAACCAUGGACAGUUGUUUAGUGCUUUUUGGCAACUCGUCAUCGUGGUCUAGGCUUGGUCUUAGGUGAAACAAUGAACGAAAGCAUAGCACUGUCUUGUGUGCCUACAGAUUCAAUGAUUAUGGUAUACAUUUUUCUUAUACGUAUAUAAAGGCUUUUUAUAAUUAUGGCAUUUUUAUAGUCGCGUAGAAUUAGCUACGCAUUUCAGUGAAACCUAAGCUUUAUUACCACUUUAUUUCGUCCAGCAGUUUAGUAUAGGCAUUAUUUUUUGAAAUAUUGAUUUGUUCCAUAUCUUAUUGACACACUGUAUAUUAUGUUCCAUAUUAUGAUAAUAAUUAUUACUUAUGUAAAUGAUUUAUAUAAAGUAGAAAGUGAUAGGAAAGAAGGUGUUUUAAUAAAUGUUG